Molecule: messenger RNA, 2276 nt
Organism: Ceutorhynchus assimilis (cabbage seed weevil)
Lineage: Eukaryota; Metazoa; Arthropoda; Insecta; Coleoptera; Curculionidae
Source: the annotation of a GenBank genome assembly
AAAAAUGAGCAAAUUAGUCUUAUUCUUAAUGUUAUCAGUUGCUGGAAUUAGUGCAGAAAACGGCUCAUUCAUAAAUCUAAACAAUAGUUCCGGUGAUGUUACCUUAGGCAAUAGCCUUUUUAAUAUAACUUUCCACAAAAAUGGCAAAGCUCAAUCGGUUUACAAAAAUAAUGUUAAUUUAAUUGACAAUAUUAGUAAAAAUUCGCAGACUUGGUAUUUGGAUUGGGACGGCGGGAAAGGAUACUUUCACCCAUCCAAAUAUGAAGUUAUUGAAGAUUCAAGUGAAAAGGUGCAUUUUAGGUUCAUACAGGAAGCUUCUCUUGGGAAUUUGAAUAUCGAGUUCCAUUUAGUUGUAUUAUCAAACGUGAGCGGUCUCUAUCAAUACAUCAAAGUUUCCAACCCCACAAAUGCCACAAUAGGUUUGGGGGAAUUUAGAACUGUUUACAGGUUCGAUCAUAAUCUGAUGCCAAAAGUAACCAAUAUUGUGGAAAGCGGUAUUACGCCCAAUUUAACAGGUAGACCUACCAUUCAGGAUACCACAUGGCAAUUGGCGGAUGGGACUUAUUGGUCAAAAUAUGAUUUUUGUGGGUAUAUCAGGGAAACACCUUGGUUUGGUGUUUAUGGAGGUGGGUUUGGUGGUUGGAUAAUCUCCGCAAGCCGUGAAUAUCAUUCAGGUGGACCCUUGAAACAAGAUCUCCUUGUGCACCAUGACUCGUUAAUGGCCAACUAUUUCCACAGCGGACACUUUGGAACGCCAGGCUUGGAAGCGCCACCGGGAUGGUCCAAAUUCUACGGACCGUACUUGGUUUACAUCAAUACAGGAUCCGAGAAGCAGGUUCGAGAAGGUGUCGCUAAACAGGCUUUGAUUGAACAGGCACGAUGGCCUUACAGUUGGUUAGUUGAUAAGGAAUACCCCCAAACUAGAGGUAGUGUCUAUGGUGAGGUAGAAGGACAAACUAAAGCAAUGGUGGUAGUCUAUAGCUCAAUUGAGCAAGAGUUCGAUUUACAAACUCUAGGAUAUUUGUAUCACGAGGAGACUGAUGUAAAUGGCAGAUUCAUUAUUAACAAUAUUCGUCCUGGUAGUUAUCAAAUCGUUGCUUAUCCUUUAGCUGGACAAGCAAGUGAAAAUGUGGCUAGAAAAAAUAUUAGUAUUAUUGCUGGAGAAAAUCAAAAUAUUGGAUCAUUAUUCCUUCCUGAACCAACCAACAUACUCUGGUCUUUGGGCGAAACGAAUCGAAAGUCCAGCGAGUACCGUUACAGUGACGAACAUAGAAGCUUUUACUGGCACUUUGUACCACCAGCAAAUCAAACAUUUACCAUAGGAUCGAGCCGCGUAGAUAAAGAUUGGUACUAUGCUCAAACUAGAACUCCUGGCACCUGGAGUAUAGCCUAUAACGACAAAUUUGACAACAAAAACAGAACGCUCCGAGUAGCUUUUGCAGCUGCAAGUAAGUCAUCUGUAAGUGAUCCAGCUUUGACAGCUGCAAUUGACAUUGAAGUUAACGGGCAUCAAGUCGGACAUUUUGCUUAUGAAAACGAUAAGACUAUUUAUAGGGACGCAUUGCAAAGCGGCAACUUUCAUCCAGAGAAAAUGACUGUGCCAGCUAGACAGAUUGUCAAUGGACAAAAUGUGAUUUCAUUCAACUUAUUAAGAGGAAUGGUUAUGUACGAUGCUAUAAGCUUAGCUAGCGAAUAAUUGAACUCGUAUAGUCUGUUUUUUUUUUAAGAUAAUUCCCCAAGUCACAAAUUUAGUAACUAUGUUGGCCACACAAGCCUUUUCUACAUAAAAAAUUUGAAAGCAUUGACAAUUUUACAUUGUAUUGCCAACAUAAUGUCAUUUUGACUUUUAUCUUUAAAAAAAAACAAACUUUAGAUCUUAUGAAAAAUGAUAAAAUAUAAAUAUAAAAUAAUAAAGGCUGUUCACUAAAUUAUCUGAGACUUUUAUAUACCGGGUGUUUUUCAAAACCCGCUCACCCCUAUAACUUUUUUAUUUUUCCAGAUAAACAAAUGGAAUUUCGUGUGUCUAUUUAUGACCCGGAUGUGCAUUAUUUGGCAUAUUCAAUUUUUUACUAUCACUUCCGGUUUGACCGGAAGUGACCCUAACUUUCUUAUUUUAAAUGAGACGCUAGGUAUAUUUCUCCUCAUUUUAAUAGAAAACUACAUUACGAGUACAAUGACACCUCAUUUGUCACUUUUUGACAUUUCAUCACCAAAUUAUUUAAAUUUUUACUUUUUAAUCUAGAGCGCCAUGAAUAAGUCAAAGUUCCUAAUUUUGC